Corticium candelabrum is the source of this 1676-nucleotide messenger RNA. RefSeq lists its product as uncharacterized. The transcript is spliced from 3 exons. Gene Ontology annotation, biological process: regulation of apoptotic process. Gene Ontology annotation, molecular function: protein binding. NCBI's taxonomy places the organism in Eukaryota, Metazoa, Porifera, Homoscleromorpha, Homosclerophorida, Plakinidae. The record is from RefSeq and is a predicted model, not a curated record. Bases 1 to 1497 code for a protein of 498 amino acids.
AUGACAUCGGCUGCUGUUGCUGCAUUUGCCAUUGAGACGGAUGAAGGUCCUUGGCGUGUUUUGCGACGCAACUACGUCUUUCUGUCUCAUUGCCUUCGCUUCAAUUCUCAUUUCAUCAAUCUUCUGUACGAACGAGAUUUUCUGACGAGAGGCGACAGAGACGUUCUUCGCAGCGAUUAUGUCACUCGUGAUCACAAAGUUCAACUUCUACUCGACGAUGUCUUGCCGAGCAGACCGCCACAAAUGUUUGCCAAUUUUUGCGACAUUUUGAGAGAUGUCGGGCAGCCACAUAUUGCAGAGAGGCUGAUGGGAAGUCCCCAAAGGACGUCAACUGCCCCCGCAGUUGCUGAAGGCAGACUAGAAGACCUAACAGACACAAUGCUGAGAAAUCAGGUGGAACGGUUAGAGAGAGAGAAAAAUCAUUUGACCACACAUCUAGACAAAGAGAGACACAACACUGAGAAAGCAGUUGAAGAGACUCACGCGGCAAGACAAGAUGCACAAAGAGCUAGAGAAGAAGUUAGAGAUGCAAAGCAAGAAAUUCUCAAGUCAACGAUUGAGGGACGAGGAAAAGAUCUCACAAUUCUCUCACUUAGAUACGAAAAAUCGAUGCAUUCUGCUCAUUGUGAUCAAGCUGAUGGCAGUCUGUCAUCGUGGACUGAGUGGGAUGUACACAUUCCCUAUGGUAGACUUCCAUACAAUAGGAUGGUGGAGAUUGAAGGCAGUCUGGUCGUCGCGGACUAUUUUGGUAAACUGCAUGUUCUUACGAAUACAGAUAGAACGUGGAAGACGUUUGUCAGAGAGCGUGGAAAUAUUAGGAAUGUAGUGUGUCAUCAAGAUGUGUGUCUGGUGUUGGUGUAUGAUGUUGCAAAACAUCGACGUGUGAUUGAACAAUUCUGUCUAUAUGAUGUAGACAAAUGGCGUUUCCUCACAGUUCUACCAAACGAACUGCAGUUGGAUGGCGUAUCUGUUGCUCUUCAUGACAACUCACUGUAUGUUGUUGGUGGUGAAACGGAGUCAGGGGAGAAAGUGAACACAGCACGUGUGUGUGACCUUCACAGCGGUCAUUGGUCCAAGAUGGAUGACAUGCAAACAAGACGAUCCGACUGUUCUUCUGUUGCCAUCGACAAAACAGUGUUUGUAGGGGGAGGAGACACUGAUAGAUUACAUUUCAGUAAUAUUGUUGAGUGUGUAGAUGUUCGUACAAAACAAUGGGCAGCAAUAGCCUCAACGACCAACUGUCGUUCUACACUGACGACAGUCAGUAACAGACUGGUUGUGACUGGUGGAGCGCCAUACCAGUGUGUCACUCCUUCUGCUAUUGUCGAAUUGUAUGAUGAGAAAUCUAGCAAAUGGCUUCCUCUUCCACGCAUGACUCAUGAACGAUGGUCACAUGCUGCAUUGUCUACUCAAAGUGGAGAACUUAUCACAGCGGGAGGAAUUGGUGAAGACAGGAAAUGGCUAACCUCACUAGAAAGUCUGAAGUGUCACUACUAACUACAGCAGAGGCGUGUAAAUCAUGUGUAGAUAGCGGACGUACUGUAGGCGUAAUUUUUGUACAUUUAGUGUACAUUUUUCUUGCUGGGUGGUGAUAUCAGUAACCAAACUGUUGAUGUAAUUGGCAGUUUUGCUUUUUUAAAAAAUUGUAGGUACAGGUUUUAGUUGCAAUAUCUCUA